Messenger RNA from Rhineura floridana, 8232 nucleotides. It is a transcript of the gene DNAJC5, whose product is annotated as DnaJ heat shock protein family (Hsp40) member C5. The transcript has 6 exons. Gene Ontology annotation, biological process: regulation of synaptic vesicle cycle. Bases 708 to 1304 code for a protein of 198 amino acids. The record is from RefSeq and is a predicted model, not a curated record. Gene Ontology annotation, cellular component: presynapse; membrane; intracellular membrane-bounded organelle. Lineage: Eukaryota; Metazoa; Chordata; Lepidosauria; Squamata; Rhineuridae.
GAGGGGCAGAAUUUUAACGAAUGAAGUUUUUCCCUUUUCUUUUUGGGGCUUUUUCAAACCGGUGGCGCCCGACCCCUUUGCACGGCCGCCACAAUCCGGUUCAGAAGCGAACACGCUUUCCUUCUUCUUCCUCAUUCUCCCCAUUUCCUGCCCCUUAAUUUUGCUGCAUCCCUUCCCCGCCUUUUGUGAAUCCGAGGCCUGCUGGACAGCGAGCGAUUGCGCGCGGCCGCUCUCCCUCCUUCCCUCCCUUUUACGCGCGCGCUCCAGUCUUCCCGAGCCUGCCUGGGCUGCGCGCAGACCUUUUCGGGGAGACCGAGAGAGAGCGCGUGCGCGUCAGUACGUGUGCGCGCGUCAGUAGCCCUCGGAACGUCUGGCCCGCUCAGAGCGCGCUCCCUCCUCCUCUUCGCGAGCGCGCACGCUACUUCUUCCUCCGCUGACUCUCCGCUCCCCCGCUGCGCUCUUGUCGGUGGUGCUGCCGCUCGCCCGCCGGCUCUCUCUCUCUCUGUCUCGUGCCCUGGCCGGUGCCUCCGUCGGCGAAGGCCGUGGAAGCUGCGCAGGCCCGGCCCUCCCACCAACCCGCCCGGAGGCGACGGCGGCCUCGGCAGGAGAAUCCUGUUCUGGAAUCUGAAGCCUGAAAUUUUAGGAUCCCACCUCUAGAAUCUAGCUUGGCUGUUUCAUAAGGACGGAUUUGUUAAGGUUAGCUCAGCAUGGGAGAUCAGAGGCAACGUUCACUGUCUACAUCUGGGGAAUCAUUGUACCACGUUCUAGGACUGGACAAGAAUGCCACCUCAGAUGAUAUUAAGAAGUCCUACAGGAAACUUGCAUUAAAAUAUCAUCCUGAUAAGAAUCCAGAUAAUCCAGAAGCUGCAGAUAAGUUUAAAGAGAUCAACAAUGCACAUGCAAUAUUGACUGAUGCUACAAAACGAAAUAUUUAUGAUAAAUAUGGCUCCUUGGGUCUGUAUGUAGCAGAGCAGUUUGGAGAAGAGAAUGUGAACACGUACUUUGUGCUAUCCAGCUGGUGGGCAAAGGCGCUGUUUGUGUUCUGUGGGCUCAUCACAGGCUGCUACUGCUGCUGCUGUCUCUGCUGUUGCUGUAACUGUUGCUGUGGAAAGUGUAAACCGAAACCCCCUGAAGGUGAAGAGCAGGAAUACUAUGUCUCCCCUGAAGACUUGGAGGCACAGCUACAGUCAGAUGAGAGGGAGGCCUCAGAUACACCGAUUGUGAUCCAGCCAGCCGCAGCCUCAGAGACGACCCAGCUCACGGCAGACUCCCACCCCAGCUACCAUACCGAUGGAUUUAACUAAGUUAAGGAAGCACUGUUAACUAGAGUGGAUAAGAAUAAAUAAUAUGGCCAAUCCAGCACUAGAAUCAUGGACAUUAGAAAUAGAGUACAGGAAAGGGAGACGUCCUGCCACACCUAGAGGGCAGCCUCCAACCUGCUGAGAAUAUUUUGUAAUCCCUUUGCCUUCUGUCACCUUCAGUGUCGUAUCUUGAUGAUACAUGGAAGUACUGUAGCAUGCAGUAUUUAAAAGCAGUUUAGCUUUGGUCUUAUUUUGUUCCCUUUUUUAAAAAAAAAUAGCAUGUGUGGAGUUUACGUUAUAAAUGUCUUUGUGUCGUAAUGUAUUGAGGAGUUAUUGCGACGAGUGUGAUGGAUGCAUUCUGCAUUUUAAGCAGUGAUACCAGCCAAAAGCAAUGAGCAUUUUUUCAGAGAGAAUUUAAAUCUGCCACAGAAGCCACCACACUUCCAUACAGUUGAGUUACGGACAUCACCUGAAGGCUACUAUUGAUCAUUCCCUGGAUAGCAACUAAAAUUUCCAAUAUAUUUUACCCAUCGCUUUGCUGCUCCUUUCCCCCAUGACUCAAGAACUUACCUUGAGAAAUGCUGAUGUUGUGAGGAAGGGAUUUUUUAAAAAUCUUGCUUGCACAUCUGUUUCUUCUUCUGAGUGUCAGUUGCUGAAUAUUUAAGACAUCCUUGUGCAGGAGAGGGCCAAAAUGUGGGUUUUGCUACAAAACCAGACGUUACUUGAAUUAUAUCUGCAUUUUAAAUUAAACUGCACACUAGUUUUGUUUGAGUUUAAUCAUUCCCCUGAACUAUUUAUAAUCAAUUAUUGCCAUUUUUUUGCUUGUGCAUGAACAUGGAAAACAGAAAGUUAUGUAUGUUCUCAUUGUCUAGCUUGAAUGAAGUCGAAGCAAAUAAAUUGUAAAGAGCAAAUUUUAGAUUACUGUUGUUUGAAUAUCCAUUGUUUUGACAUCUUUGCAAGCAGCUCUUAAAAAAGAGAACUAAGGGUCACUUUACACAUUAUAUAUUUUAGGUGUACACCUAAGAUUACUUUUUAAAUAUCUCUAGCAUAAAUGCUGCACUUAUGGAUACGCUCAUCAGGGGACUGGGAUUGGCUGUGGCUCCCUUUUGGGUGUACAUUGGGUGGUAUGCUUAAGUUUGCUGCUCUGUGAUGUAGGAAACAGAUCUAAGCUGACUGUAGUUUAGCAGAACAGAACACUGAGCUUUGGAGCUGAGAUAGCCAAAUCUUAUAUCUGUUGCUGGAUUCGUAUGGCUGCCUAGGACAGGUUUGAUCAUUUCUCAGCCUCUGUCCUCCCUUUUUAAAAUGGGAUCAACAACCCUGAACUGCGUUAACCAUUGUGCAAUGCUUUACAUAUUUGGUGCAUUGUGUGAUUGAUUAGUUAGUAUUUGCUAAGGGUUGUCGAAGAACAAACCACUUCUGUUUCCUUGUAUCUUACCUAGUGAAAUGUUUUGCACAUGUUCUUUUUUUAGAUGUGUAUUUCAGUUGGGCUCUCCACCCUCCUCCUCCUCCUUUCUUCCCUCCAAUGAUAACUUUGUAGUGAACACUCUGGAAGGUUUUUCCUGUCUGUGAUGGGGAAAAAAAUGAAUGGAGAAAAAUUAUGAAUGGAAAUUUGGUGUGUGUGUGUGAAUGAGUGAAUGAGUGAAUGAAUGAAUGAAUGAAUGCCAGUGGGCAUCAUGAGUCUUAGAAAUUACAGCAAUGUAUAUUCUCUACUUUUGUGCUAGUGUCUUCUGAAGUGAGAUUGAACAAACGUUACACCCAAGACAUGAGACGGACAUUUUUAGCCUUUGGGCUGUUGCUGCUUUGAGUUUCAGAGCUCAGAGCGCUCUUCCCUCUGUCCCUUCUUUCUCCUCACCCCAUAUUUGACCCUCCUCUCACUCUUCUCUGGAAGUAAUUGAGGCUGGAUCUCAGCAUGCUGAGGUGGUGGAAUGGAUUGUACCAUUUCAGAUUGGGGGUGAGAGAUACCAAAUGGAAUGUUCCCGGUGUGAGUGGAGAAAAACCAAAGUUACUGCAAAGAGAAAACUAGCACAUCAGAGAGAGUUGGGAGGGUCUAGUUGAGCCCUUUACCUGUUGUGCAGGAAGCUUUGGGGAGCAUUGGAAAAAUGCCUUCCCAUGUCUGCAAUCUGAAAUGGUACAGUUGGCUCUACCACCACCUCAUUCUGCAGAUUGUGUGGGAUGAGGCCUGGCUUCCUGACUUCAUUCUACAUUCCUUUUUGGGUCCUUUCCCUCAGGCUGCCUGGGUUUCCUUUGCAGGGCUCCAUAUUAUCACCCCUGAACUAAAACAUGUAUAAAAGGGAAGAACUUUGAAAGCUUGUUAAACACGUGGACCAAAACUGUCUUUGGAGACCUGAGCUAGCUCUUUCUUUCCUCCUGCCCCCAACCCAUAAAGGUUGCAUGUAUACAACCUUUUGCAUGCAUACUGGGCCAGGCAGGAGGGCAGUUCUUCACAUUUGGAUGAGAGUGUGCUAAUACAAUAUUAACACUGUCAUUUUGAUACUACACAGUUUUUAGCUAAGUAUUCUGGACAGCAUAGUCCUUUAAUGUUCCUUGCAUCUACCUGCGUGAUUCAAAGUUAACAUCUUUCAGAUUUGUAUCUAUCUUUAUGCAAAAUAAGGCUUAUCACACAAUCCUAACGCCCGUCACUAGAUUUUACUUAAUAUCCCCCACCCCAGGAAAAAAAAGGAGUUCCAUUUCUGGACUUGCAAGCCUUGGCUAUCCUUUUGAGGUUUAAUGUGGAUAGUUUAUAAAAGGAGGCAGAGUUCCUUGCCUAAAAAUAAAGUAUGAUAUCAACUGUGCUCCUCUUGCCAGGUUUUAGUCUUGAUUUUAACAUAACUAAAAUUGACCAAGUGGGAUUAAUGUGAUGACCUAACAGUGUUAGGACUCCAGGCAAAACAUCUGAUGAAGAACUUGGGCCAUGAUAGGCAUUAAACUGGAUUUUAUAAAGGUAUAAAUCCCUAAUCAGUUUGCUGCCAGUGGAAACAAACUGUUUUAAUCUCUAGCAUAGGUAAUUGGCUUAGAAAUCUGUUUUUAUACAGUUUCGGGACACUUCCUUCUUCUCAAUCUUGCAGUAUCGAUGUUUGUAUUCAUUUAAAGCAAAUCAGUAGAUUAAUUGUUUUGCUGUUGGGUAAUUGUUUCGUAAUCAUUCCAGUAGUUCUUUUGGGUAAAGAUAUAAUGAAGUUUCUGUGUGUAACAUUGGAAAGCUUUCUUUCUUAUGACAUUCUGUUCUUUGCAUCCCAUUGAAGCUUGUUCUCAAUAAUCAAUAACUGAUUGGAUAAAAUGCCAGGAAGAAGGAGCUUGACAUAGUCUUAAAUACAAUCUCGGCUCCUAGUUUUGUGAUGCUGGACAUGGGAAAGUGGGGCUCUUUUGAAAUCUGCAUGCUGUUUGAUAGAAAGAAAAGCAUUCGAUAAAGCCACGAUUCUGAUAUCUAAUAACUGUAUGUUCAGCUGGAGACAAAGUUAUCAGAAACCUUUUGGCUUGAGAGGAGUUUCAUUUUCCAUAGUGUGUGUAUAUACUUAAUUCUCCCUGCCUCUGGUCAAACAGGAUUUACGGGUUUUUGAAACCAUACCAAAGCCAUUUUACAAAAGGCAAGAGUGGGGUUGAGUAUACAUGUUGCUGAAGGUGACCCUUCUUUCAAACUGUGUUUAAAUCUCUGGGGGGAAACCCACAUUCAUCUAUCUCCAGCCUUGCUUAUCCAGUGUACUGGCUAAUCCCCCUUUGUCUCAGUGAUCAGCAAGAUCUGAGUUUUAAGACAGGAUUUUUUCUUCAGACCUCUACAUGACCUUACUUUGUUUUACAAACCCAUGUUAUGUUGCUAAAAGACUUGCAACAGUUUAUUAUCCUUCAGUCCUGUUUAGCUGUGUCAGAAUCAAUGGGUGCUGGUGCUGCCAAUUUAAAUGAGUGCCACAUGGUUUUGUGAUGGGCAUAAAUAAUGUACAAAGCUGCCUCAAACGCAGAAGCACCUGCUUCACCUUGUGCUGUAGCCAAAUUGCAUCCUAGCUCUGGCUGUUUGGCUAAAUUCAACUUUCCGGGACUUAAAUGUGUGAGUUGCAGCGCAUCUCCCCACUAAACUUAACAUUGCUUUUUCAUUUGGAGCUCGUGACAAUGGAGGGAAGGGCGUAAAAUGGGGAAUGAACUUGUUUAAAGUCCCUGGACACUAGCUUACAUGCAGAAUGCUUGGGGCCAAUGUGUAUGAACUGCCAUAGCAUCAUUCUGUGCUUAAAUGUGUUGCCAGCAAAUUAAAUUUGUGGUUCCAUUUUUCUUUAAAUGAUGCUGGCUUUCCCAUGCAUUUUCAAUUUGGCUCAUCUUGCUCACAGAUUGCAUUCAGGGAGCUGGCUGUGUUAGCAGCUGCAGUCUUAACCUCUGUGCAUACUGCCCAAUCUUCAAACCACUUGUGCUAAGUCAGGGAGGAUCUGUACAACUUCUUGUGGUACAGAGAGCUUUGGGGACUGCAGUUAUGGUUACCUGGGAGUCACAAUUUGAGGGUAAUGCAACCUGAGGAAGAUUGGUAGCUUGCUAGUUGGACUUCUAGGCUUCAUAUUAAAUCAUAUUAAAUCAUCCUGAACCACAGGCCUGCAUCUGGAAAGCUGCCUUCAGCAUUGAUUCUACAUCCCUUUCCCAACACAGAAAGGCUCUCCCUUGUCUGAAAAUUUGUCAUGGAUGUGCUGAUUAGAUAGAACUGCCAUAGAAAAAAGGCACAUCUUUCUCAGAGCUCCUGAGAAUUGGGUGUUAUAUUUUCAGACACCAAAGUGCAAAAACACUGAUGUGUUCAGGAAAACUAUUGCUUGGGAAACAGGUCUUGAUUUAUAUAUUUCAUUCCAGAUGAGCUCCAGAUCCCCUCUGCAGCAGCUGCUGUUGAAGUGACUGUGAGCUCGUCUUCCUUGUGAUGUGAAACCUUUCUCCUUCUCCCUUUACCCAUCGAAAACAAAAAUAAAAAGCUGGUGGUUUAGUACAAUGAGCAAUGCAGUCAUCUUUAGCAGAGAGAGCUCAGGGUCAUUGCACCUACAAAUGUGAAAUACAUUUAAUGUGCAGUGCAUGUAUGAAUUUACUGGGUUUUUUUACCUGUGUGUUCAUUGAUGCGUUUAGACACACAUACACACACUCUUAUGCAAACAUCCUAGUAGCAUUUGUGGGUAGAUUUCUACCAUUUCUGCUGUUUCAGAGAGCCUUUUCUGUUAGUAACUUUUUUCAAAAACUACUUUGUUUAGGUAACAGCAUUCACAGUGGUCAAUAAAAUGUGACUUCACUAUGCAGUAACCUAUCAUGAGAGUCCCUCAAGAACUUAUUCAAAGGGAAGAUUUUCACAUGAUGCUGUCAAGGAGAGGCUUGGUGAUGCAGCAGUUGUUUGGUGGAAGGUCUGCAGUUUGAUAAGCAUCUCUUCUGACUGGUCUCAUUACAUUACAGGUAGAACUAGGAACUCUGUCCUGGUUCUACAACCCGCCUGCAGCAAUCAUGUUUCCUGCAUGUAUUCUAGUAUUUCCCAUAGCAAACGCAUCAAGAAUGAACAAGAGAGGCGUGUCCUUAAUUGCCCGUGAAUGCAUGUCUUGUAGGACUCCUAAAGAGGAGAGAGGGAAGACAGCAAAAUCUAAGAGGCAAAGAGUUGUUCCUGGGAUAGUUGUGAUGCGGUUGAAGUGGGGAAAAGGUGGUUUCUAAAAUAAUCAGGUUGCCAAUAGCUAGCAGCAUGGUUAGAAAUAAAUCUCUAAUCUAUUUCUAGAGGCAAGUGUAUUUGAUAAUAAAGGACAUAACGUGGGGAAUUGUAAGAUUUGUGCUAAAUUGCUGUGGUUCUUUUCUGGUAGUGAUUCAGCUUUUAUGUUUAAGGAGAUGAAUAAAUGUGAUUCUUUAAAGACCCCAAAACUGGACAUUGCAGAGGCAGCCUCCCUCCCCCCCCCCACAUCCUCACUAGAUGAAGAAGGCAAGCUCCUCCCUUCCUCCUGGGGACCCUUGCAGUCUUCACAUUCUCUUCCCCCUCUAUUCAGUUGCCUAAUUAUAUCUAAUAUGUAGCCCAAAAAUAACACUUGGUAUUUAUUUGUUUUGCAUUUUGCUGGAGGCAAUCAACACAAAUUAUUUAAUUGUAUAGUGCAAGGCAUGCAUUUUUGAGGCAACUUUUUUUUGUACGUCUGUGUGUUGUAUGUCCAUGGGUGUGUGCGUGUAUAUAUGAAAUGAGCCUGGAAAUUGCCAAGCUGCAAGAGCUGUAAACAUUGCAUUUUCCACAUCAGGCGGGUGUGUUCUGUCGUUUAGCUGCUGCUGUUCCGUUAAUUCUUGUAUCAUCCCCUCUCCCUGCUAUGCUGAAGAACUAGGGGUUGGGUAUGUUUUGUUUUAAGUAGCAAUCAUUGUAUUUCAGACAGCUCUUCUUGCAUAUGAGUAUCAAGUUAGGAUGAACUGAGACAUCGCUCAGUCAUGGCUUUUUUUCCGCAGCUGCCGUUCCUUUCAAUGAAGGUUACAAGUCCCCACUGAAAUGAACCAUAGUCCCAUAACAACAAAGUUUGGUAGAUUCCAUCAUUUGCUUAACAGGUGAUUUUUACUAGAUUUAUUGUAGCCUCUCCUGAAGUCUGUGUGACCUGAAGAUGUAUCAAGAGUCUCAUUUUGCACUUGUACUUGCUGGAGAAGGAGGAAAUCCUAAUGUUUUUUAUUUUAAAAAAUGUUAGUUGUAAAGAACAAUCAACGUAUAAAUGCAUUUGAAAAGCAAUUAUAUAUAUAUAUAUAUACAUACAUAGAAAAUAUAUAUAUUUUGUUAUGUUACUUAAAGGAUCAUCCUUUAAAUUGUAUGUAAGUAGCUGUGGCUGUCUGAACUUUGUGGAUUGUUAACACUCGCAAAUACUGAGCUCCUGUACAUACCUGCAGUUCAAGCAGAAGGAAUUAUUUUAUGUUUUAGCAUGUAAUUUAUGUAUUGUAUGUCUGAAUAGGAACAUAAAAAUAAAGAGCACUAAAUUAUCAGAAA